Molecule: messenger RNA, 2761 nt
Organism: Cajanus cajan (pigeon pea)
Lineage: Eukaryota; Viridiplantae; Streptophyta; Magnoliopsida; Fabales; Fabaceae
Source: RefSeq, a predicted model, not a curated record
ACUACCCUGGAGUCACGGCGAGUGCAUUUAUUCUCCCCAACACCGCGCGUACGUGUGCCACAGUGUCACCAUCACUCUAGUGGUGGCUGUGCUCGCUCCUUCUAAUUUUGGCGUUAAUUUCCCCAACUGAUGCACAAUCGCGCAGCGUGUGAUUCCACUGCUUCGACAGUUACACUCCUUACUCGGUCAAGCCCCGGCAAAUCGUAACGGUCACAUUUCCGUUCCCAUUUUCAACCUUCCAACACGCACUCCCCUCUCGUUUAUUCUCUGCAUCCUCGCUUCCGAUUUCGAUUCUCGAGUUUCGAAUUGAUUAUUGUUGAUUACUAUGAAAGAGUAAUAUUGCAAUUGGAAUUUGAGAAUAAUAAUAAUAUUAGCAAUGGUAGCUGAAAUUUCAAUGGCGAUAAACCCCAAGCGAGCUCAGACGCCAACUCCCAGGAGGACUCCUCUGUUACCUUCUGAAUCGGACAAUGCGCUUGGGCCUCCACGCAGGCCCAAAGCACGAGAGGUUACUUCUCGUUACAUGUCUUCUUCUUCGUCUUCGUCUUCCUCCGUUUCGUCUCCUCCGAGAAGAUGCCACUCGCCGUUGGUAACCAGGACGCUGAAUUCCACGAGAACGAAGCAGACGCCGACGCCGACGCCGACGCCUUCGGCCAAGCGAGCUCAGUCGGCGGAGCGCCGCCGACAAGGCACUCCACGGCCGACCGGAGCGGAUGCUCCGGCUGCUCAGAAGGUUCUCUUCACUUCCACCAGGAGCUUGUCCGUUUCCUUCCAGGGCGAGUCGUUCCCGAUCCAGGUCAGAGCCACGAAACCGCCGCCGUCGCAGAGCUUCCGGAAGAGCACGCCGGAGAGGAGGAAGGUCGCGACGACGCCGACGCCGACGCCGACGCCGGCGAGAGUCUCGGGAAACGGUAAUUCGUUUCACGCCGAGAAUGUGAGGUCGCUGGAUCGGCACCGGUGGCCGGGGAAAUUGCAGCAACAAGCGAAUUGCGUGAACCGAAGCUUGGAGUGCGCUGAUUCCACCGUUACGAAGCAAACGGACGCGCCGGCGAGCGUUGAUAGGUCGUUGCAGAAUCCGAUGGCGUGUGUUCGCGGUUCUCACGACGCGACGCUGAGAUCAGAGAGCUGCAAAAUUAACGGAUCUGAGUUUUACGAGCCCGAGCCUGUUCCUUCGGAUAACGAAAGCGUGACUUCUGGAAGUUCCUCUGGAGAAGGACAUGUGCUACGCGGUUCUCGAGGAAUCGUGGUGCCGGCAAGGUUCUGGCAGGAGCAUAAUAAUCGGUUACGACGCCAAUCGGAUACUCCGUCUUCUAGAAUUGGAAAUAAAGCAGCGGUUUCUACUCCUAGUCCUAGUCCAAGGCUUCUGGUGCCGAAGAAGUUACCGUUGGAUUGUCCUGUUUCGUCUCCGCGAGGAGUUGUGAAUGGCCGUAUUCAAGGUUCUCCGAUUCGCUCCGCAGUGCGUCCUGCUUCUCCGAGUAAGCUAGCGACGUCGGCUUCGGUGUGGUCUCCUUCGAGAGGAUUGAGUCCCUCACGAGCGCAAUACGGCGUGAGUAGUAGGUUCAGUAGUGAACCUUCUGUUUUGAGUUUUGCUGUUGAUGUUCCGAGGGGGAAGGUAGGGGAGAAUCGGAUUGUCCAUGCGCAUUUGUUGAGACUCUUCCAUAACAGGCUCCUUCAGUGGCGUUUUGUUAACGCUAGAGCCAAUGCCGCCCUCUCUGCGCAGAAAUUGAACGCGGAGAAAAGCCUCUAUGAUGCAUGGGUAGCUACAUCAAAACUACGAGAAUCUGUUAGAGCCAAAAGAACAGAGGUUCAGUUGCUGAAACAACAGUUUAAGCUAAUAUCCAUCUUGAAGGGCCAAAUGGUGUAUUUGGAAGAUUGGGCUACUUUGGAUCGGGUGUACUCCAGUUCACUUUCAGGAGCUAUUGAAGCCCUGAGGGCUAGCACUCUUCGUCUUCCUGUUGUUGGUGGGGCCAAGACAGAUUUGCUAAAUUUGAAGGAUGCAAUUUGUUCAGCGAUGGAUGUGAUGCAGGCAAUGGCAUCCUCCAUAUGCUUAUUGUCGCCAAAGGUUGGACAAUUAAAUUCUCUGGUUGUUGAAAAUGCCAACUUAAGUGCGAAGGAGCGCGUCUUGCUUGAAGAGUGCAGAGACCUUUUGUCAGUGAUUACAACCUUUCAGGUUAGAGAGUAUAGCCUGAGAGCGCAUAUUGCUCAACUGAAAUGCUUACCCAGAAGUACAACAGUGAAAAUAAUAAGCAAAUAAUUGUCUGACCUGCCUACUUUCAGUGCUACUAACAUCAUAACAAAAUAGUGGUUAUUUUCGCCCUGAAUUCAAUACACGAAACCGUCAUUAAUGAUUGAGAAAAACUAGUUAGUAUGAAAAACAAAACAAACUACAAAUAGCACGAAUAUUACGUGGAGAAAUUUUGUUGGGUAUUGGUUUUUACUUUCACCAACUAGCGUGUUUGGUCUUAUUGUACAAAGAAAUUCGUAACAAGUAGUUGCACUCUUAUUAAUUACAUCUUAAGAGUGAGGAUUGGAAUUUGUCGUUCGGGAGUUAGUUUGUAUACAAAUUUUUCUAAGAAAAAAUCCUUGCCCAUUUGUCUUUUUAUCUUGUGUCAAGGGAUGUAUAUAAACUGUGUAGCAUUUCAUAUUUUAGUUGAUUUUCUUUUGUUGUAUUGGUAUGUUUGUAAUAGCUUAUGGAAAAAAGAUGUAGUCAAAACGUGGAUACGAUUUGUUGUAUUCCCCUCCCCCUUUAAAAUGAUUGAAAUUA